AUGACCAAUUUAAAGGCCAAUGAGAUCCGAGAGUCGACCUUGAAGCCCAUCUUGCCGAAUCCAACUCACCAGCUUCAACUAGAGCUGGAAAAGUAUCAGGAGCAGGUCACUACUCGGAUUACGCAUGAAGAUGCAGGUGUAACCGAGGCAGGUCAGAAGAGAAUAUCCUCUACUACACCCAACGAAAGUAAACAGUCAUCUUCUAGACAUUUUGAAAAGCGAAGCAAAGCCUGCACAAACUGUCGGAGAUCUAAAGUCAGAUGUGUCAAGUUGGGUGACGACGAAGUUUGCAAGAGAUGCAGAAAUCAGGGUAUUCAAUGUGUUUAUGAGUACAAGAUCGCCAGCUAUAGGAUCGUUGGUACCGGUGCCAAGGCUGAUCCUCCGUGCCAACAACGUCUAGUUCAUCCGCUUGCUCCAUUGUCUCGUCUCCCUCAUUCUUCUGCUUCUUCGACUAUGGCAAGUAUCUCUAACCUGUUGAAUCCAUCAGAUGAAUCUCCAGAACCACCUCAUACCUCUUCAGAACCACCUCACACCUCUUCAGAACCUUUAAAUUCUCCAAAGUUCGAAUGGCAGAACUCUGUAGAGGAACGAUUGAAGAAUUUCGAUUCCAAGCUUGGCUCCAUCAUCACCAUUUUGAACGAUCAAAAUUCUUCCCCACAUCCUAUACGGCAACUACCGUCUCUAAAUGCGUUCAUGGGCAAUGCUCUAUCCGUCGCAACUUCCACGUCCCCCUGCAUCUCAUCGAAUGUUCCCGUGACGAAGUUUGGGCCUAUAUCUCGUAAUUCAUCUUUAGAUCUUACGAUGAUUUCUCCUCCAAAUAAGAGGCGUAAGAUAGAACAUAAAGAUCACAAGUCGCUUGAUGAUAUAUUGACAAGGAAACAAGCUAUGGAACUUUUCAACUACUUUGAUGCCAAUAUCUCGUCGCAGCUUUUUGGUUUUAGUGUCGGCCAAUAUUCUGUAAACAGCGUCUGGGAGACUUGCCCAUUGCUUGUUGCCACUAUCUGCUGUAUUUCAUCGAUUCAUCAUCCGGUUUUCAAUAAUCUUUUUACUUCUUUGGAGGCUCUUAUCCAUAAAUUGAGCAUGGACACCCUUUCCUCUAGCCCGAAAACUGAACUUGAAGCAUUCAACACUAUAAUGGCUCUCUGUUUUUGUGGAUUCUGGUUUCAGAAGGACCAGAUGUUUACAGGUCUGGCCUUACAAUUGGCCAGAAGUAUGAAUUUGAUGUCCUCUCUAAACAAGCAAUCAAAGAUACCUAGAAAAGAUCGGGUGAAGCUCUGGUUUUUACUUUAUAUUUUGGAUGGGCAGCAGUCUUUGGUAUUCAAUAGACAGACUCUGGUUGAUCCAAGAGAUAUCACUCUUUCUAAGGGAAAAAGCAUUCUACUGGAAGCCGAAGACUUUGAGGCUGGAAAGAUUGAGGGCGCUAAUAAAGAUCAACAGCCAGCUCAAGAUCACAGCUUUGAGUCCACUUAUUCGAAUCUAAGAUUGGUUUCUCAGGUUCAAUAUCAUCAGGCUAUUGAUUGUGCCUUUGAGGAGGAAGCAUGGGACCUUUUUGCUCCCGCAUCCUUCGGACUACCUUACAAAACGAAUCUUGAAUUAGAUAAAUGGAUGGUUCAGUGGACAGUUCUACUCUCCAGUCUGAAGGCAUGUCCCGUAUGGUCUUCAAAGUCCACUCUUAUUUACUAUAAUUUUGCUAAAAUGCACAUCAAUUCUACUGCUAUUCGAAAGCUUCAAAUCGUCGGUACAGAAUUGCCUAGGUUGGACCAGUGUGAGGUAGAUGAUGAUUGGAAUGAGAAUUCCAAGAAAAUAGAAACCGGCAAGGGGGCCCAACUGGAUACGAAUGGAAACCCAAUUGAGGAGAACGAAAAUAGUGAAGAAGACGAAAACGAUGAUUCUGAUUAUAACACCUAUCAGGAUAUUAUUAAAGAAAUGUCUCCUUAUCAGAGCAGAAGAGUUUCAUCUGAAUUGGCUUUUUCGGCAGCAGAGACAGUUCUCAAAAUUGUUUUGGAAGACCCCAAUAUUAUUUCUGCUUUGAGGUAUGUUCCAAUUCAUAUACAUAUUAUGCUUUACUACGCAGCCUUGCUGGUGUUAAGAACACCUUCAUAUUUAAUCUCCAACCGUGAGGCAUCUUUUGAGGAGUCCUUGAGAUCGAUUCGGAUGGUCAAAAAGUUACGGAUAGCCGUCUUGGCCAAUACUCCUACAGAUAGAGAGUUUGCGCAAAGACUUGUUGUUGCCUUAACCAGCAUCCUUCGAGAGAAAGUCAAGACUCUAAAAGAGCGAAUUAGCCGCGAAACUGAUGGUGACAGGAAAUUUAAGCAGCUUGAAGAUAUGUUAAGCAGCAAUGACAGUAUGUUUCUUAAACAUAGAAAGCCUCAUAAGAUCAUGGCCUGGCCCGGUUUUGAUUCUGGUCAUCCUGGAUUGGAUGAGAAAAGAAGUUCCAUAACCACGAAGCCUCUUAAAGACUAUUACAAUUUAGAAUGA
Molecule: messenger RNA, 2478 nt
Organism: Brettanomyces nanus
Lineage: Eukaryota; Fungi; Ascomycota; Pichiomycetes; Pichiales; Pichiaceae
Exons: 1
Coding region: 1-2478 (825 amino acids)
Biological process (GO): regulation of DNA-templated transcription; DNA-templated transcription
Molecular function (GO): DNA binding; DNA-binding transcription factor activity, RNA polymerase II-specific; zinc ion binding
Source: RefSeq, a predicted model, not a curated record